Molecule: messenger RNA, 831 nt
Organism: Didymodactylos carnosus
Lineage: Eukaryota; Metazoa; Rotifera; Eurotatoria; Philodinida; Philodinidae
Source: the annotation of a GenBank genome assembly
AUGGCUGCUAUAAACGAAUGUGACCUGCAGUCUGCACACAACGAAUUAAAACUAUGUAGAAUAUGUUUAGACAAUGAUAAUGCUAGUGAUAUAAUUAGUCCAUGUUUAUGUAGCGGUGGUUCGGCUUAUGUCCAUAGAAAAUGUUUAAAUGAUUGGCGAUCAGAAAAUGCAAAUGGAAGAGCUUUUAAGUUUUGUGAUAUAUGCCAAUUCGAAUAUGUUAAUGAAACCGUUGUAAAUGAUUCAGAAGCUGAUAGAAAAAGACUAUUAAAGUAUCAUUUAUUAGUUAUUCGUGAUUUAACAUUGACUGUUUUACUGGUUCAGUUAGUAAUUAUUGGACUAGCAUAUCUAUCAAAAAUUGCCGAUAGAAAUCGUGAUAAUAUUAAACAUCUAUUUCCAGAAUGGAUGAAUACAUUUGUAAUUUAUUAUUUGAGCGGUAUUAUAUUAUUUUUAGCCCUUUUAGGUAUUUUUGGUUUAAUUGUUCUUUGUUAUGGAUGGGGUCAUGGUGGUGGUGGCAGGCACAACUGUGAUUUUAUCAGUAAUAUUUGUUAUAGAAGUAACAGUGGAAGCAAGGGUGGAAUGUUUGUCAUCGUGGUAGCUAUUGUAUUAAUAUGUGCUUUUAUUGGAAUAUUUGUUGGAAUAAUCUUAAGUGUAGCGAUUUUAAAGCAAUCAAUGAAACGCCAUACUAAUAAAUUAUGGCUACGACAAGAAGCAGAAAAAUAUAUUGUUAAAGACUUUCAAGAAAGAAGAAAUGAAUUAGACAAAUAUAAAAAUAACAAUCAUAUUUUCACUAAGCCGUUGACAGAUAGUGAUACUGAUAACGGUAUUGCUUAA